UACAAAAAUGCUGCUCGAUAAGGAUUACCCUGGCUGGAGAAAAAAACCAAGCUGUUUGCUAACCUUUCCGCUUCCGCUCGAACCAACGCCAAAUAAGAUGCAACUUUUCAAGAAUCAGGCCGGUUGGACGCACGUUUUCGGCCAAAACUACCCCCUAGUUCGGCACACCACCGUAGUCCACCCAUUUGCCCGUAAACCCAUCCACCCGAACAAGGGCAAGUGUAGCUGGCGUAGGAUCCGUCCCGGGUUGCGACGACUGUUUCUGGAGUUCUGCUCCAACACUACGAUCCACGGAUGGCGCAACAUUGAAGCGGCGAAAUCACUGCUGGAACGCGCCUGGUGGACGAUCGUGCUGGCCAUGUCCGUGUUUGGCUGUGCCGUUUUGAUUCAGAACGUGUAUCACAAGUGGGACCAACAUCCGGUGAUUGUGAGCUUCGAUGAUACGCCCACUUCGGUGUGGAGUGUUCCGUUUCCGGCGAUCACCGUGUGUCCGGAGGCGAAGAUCAGAAUGGAAGUGAUGAACUUUACCGACGAUUUCUACACGUACUUUCAUAGCAACGAAACCAUGAGUGAGAUGAGACAAGACCAACUGAUGGCGGUUUUGCAGAUUUGUGACGAAUUUUUCCAUAGAUUUGAAGCCUAUCAAGAAAAAUAUCCCAACAACUCGAUGGACGUAGUGAAGGUGUUUAGGAAAGUUUCAGUACGGAUGGAUAAAACUGUAAUUUGGUGCAGGCAAGGGGGCAAGUUAUGCGCUGAAGACUUUACUCAUAGCCUCACUGAGGAAGGAAUUUGUUUCACCUACAAUGGCUUAUCGCAAGAGGACAUGUUCAACGAUGGUGUCCUGCAUGAGGAGUACCGGAUGAAUCUGGCAAGCUACAACAGUGACGUCGAAGCCCAUUGCGUUGAAGAGCAGGGAUUCAAAGUGGUUCUGCACUCACCGGACGAAUAUCCACUUCCGUUUGCCAAGUACGUACUGCUGCCCCUAGAUCGAGACAUCAACAUCGCAAUCCGUCCAGAAAUUAUGGUCACAGCUUCCGAGCUGGCAAGCUACUCCCCGAUCCGUCGGCAGUGCUACUUUAGCCACGAGCGUGAACUCAAGUUCUUUCGAGUGUACAAUCAGAACAACUGCGAGCUUGAAUGUCUCACCAAUUUCACACUGGCCAGGUGUGGUUGCGUUAAGUUCUCGAUGCCAAGAUCUGCCGGCACUCGAGUUUGCAGCACAGCUGAACAAAAGUGUAUCAUGGAAGCACACCAUAACAUGCUCAAGGUGUUGUCCGAAAGCCGCAUGAACAACAAGCUGAUCGUUUCAGCUUGUAACUGCAUGUCAGCCUGUAGCUCGAUCAACUACCUAACCGAAGUAACUCAAACCACCUAUGACUACAUUGAAACCAUCGGGCUGCGAUUGACUCCCUUGAAACCAGACGCGGUCAAGCGGUUGGAAAACAUGGAAUCGUCCAAAGUGAGCGUCUACUUCAAGGGGGCCGAGUUCAUCGGGUCCCGUCGGAACGAAAUCUUCGGCCUGACGGACUUUAUCGCCAACUGUGGCGGCAUCCUGGGACUCUGUCUGGGGGCAAGCUUUGUGAGCUUGGUAGAACUGCUGUACUACUGCGUCGCCCGGCCACUGCAGCUGGUGUCAAAGUCUACGGGGCGCAAACGAAAGGUCGUCAUUGUGCAGGAAAAGGGCUAUGAGCGAUACUGAUGGUGAAUACAAAGAAAGUCCACAAUCCAACUGAACAAAUUUAGCAGUUUAUUUUGUUGUGUUAUUCCAUCGUGUUAAAAAAGCAAUUAAAAGUCGUCUUAAAGAUUCUAGA
Molecule: messenger RNA, 1811 nt
Organism: Culex quinquefasciatus (southern house mosquito)
Lineage: Eukaryota; Metazoa; Arthropoda; Insecta; Diptera; Culicidae
Product: pickpocket protein 28
Exons: 5
Coding region: 8-1699 (563 amino acids)
Biological process (GO): sodium ion transmembrane transport
Cellular component (GO): membrane
Molecular function (GO): ligand-gated sodium channel activity
Source: RefSeq, a predicted model, not a curated record